Suricata suricatta (meerkat) is the source of this 2095-nucleotide messenger RNA. RefSeq names its product calcium voltage-gated channel auxiliary subunit gamma 7 (gene CACNG7). Gene Ontology annotation, biological process: transmission of nerve impulse; neurotransmitter receptor transport, postsynaptic endosome to lysosome; calcium ion transport. Gene Ontology annotation, molecular function: voltage-gated calcium channel activity; channel regulator activity. The transcript is spliced from 4 exons. Bases 26 to 841 code for a protein of 271 amino acids. The record is from RefSeq and is a predicted model, not a curated record. Gene Ontology annotation, cellular component: AMPA glutamate receptor complex; postsynaptic density membrane. NCBI's taxonomy places the organism in Eukaryota, Metazoa, Chordata, Mammalia, Carnivora, Herpestidae.
CGCUGGGCGCCCCCCGCCGCUGAGGAUGAGUCACUGCAGCAGCCGCGCCCUGACCCUGCUGAGCAGCGUGUUUGGUGCGUGUGGCCUGCUGCUCGUGGGCAUCGCGGUCAGCACUGAUUACUGGCUGUACAUGGAGGAGGGGACGGUGCUACCACAGAACCAGACCACGGAGGUCAAGAUGGCCCUGCAUGCCGGCCUCUGGCGGGUCUGCUUCUUCGCAGUUAGGGGCCAUGGGAAAGUGCCACGCCCCCAGAGUCUCCCCUCACCCCCUGUCUCUCCCUUUACGCUUCUCUCAGAGACGGUGCGCACGGCCACCCCCUUCCCCAUGGUCAGUCUCUUCCUAGUGUUCACGGCCUUCGUCAUCAGUAACAUUGGCCACAUCCGCCCACAGAGGACCAUUCUGGCCUUCGUUUCUGGCAUCUUCUUCAUCCUAUCCGGCCUCUCCUUGGUGGUGGGCUUGGUUCUUUACAUUUCCAGCAUCAACGACGAGGUCAUGAACCGGCCCAGCAGCUCUGAGCAGUAUUUCCACUAUCGCUACGGGUGGUCUUUUGCCUUCGCUGCUUCCUCCUUCCUACUCAAAGAGGGUGCCGGCGUGAUGUCCGUGUACUUGUUCACCAAGCGCUACGCGGAGGAGGAGAUGUACCGUCCACACCCGGCCUUCUACCGCCCGCGACUCAGCGACUGCUCGGACUACUCCGGCCAGUUUCUGCAGCCCGAGGCGUGGCGCCGCGGCCGCAGCCCCUCCGACAUCUCCAGCGACGUCUCCAUCCAGAUGACUCAGAACUACCCUCCCGCCAUCAAGUACCCGGACCACCUGCACAUCUCCACCUCGCCGUGCUGAGGCCUGCCCCUCGGAGCCCCCUCUCCUCCUCUUUCCUCCUCCUCCUCCUCCUCCUCUGGGGUCUCCCGACCCCACAGCUCCGCACCCUCCCUCCGGACUUCGGGAUGCGUUCCGGAGGACUGCGCGCACGCUUCUUCCGCGUCCGCUUCCCGGUAGCCCCGCCCCGCCGCCCUAGCCCCGCCCAUUUCCAAGGGCUCCUCCCCCUUUUGGUCCCGUUACUUGAAGAUGGUUUCCCCUGGUGGCCCCGCCCCAUCGUCCUAGCCCCUCCUAUUUUCCAAGGGCUCCUCCCCUUUCGGUUCUGUCCACUUGCAGAUGGCCCCGCCCCUCUCCCUGAGGCCCGCCUCCUUUUCGGGCCCCGCCCCUUUCCUGCAGUCUCCUCCCCUCAGGUCUCCGGGCCGGGCGCCUCCUAGCGCGCGGGCUCCGAGGUGCCCAGCGCCCACCCACCCUGAGCCCAGCCACCCGCCGCCGCCUCGCCGCAGGGGCGCCGGGCUGGAGAGUGGGCUCGGCAGCCGCCUGGAAUGUCAGCCAUUCUCUUCUCCCCUGGGCCCCCGGCUUCUCUCCUUGCCGGCCCACUCUCACCUCCGGACCCUCCGGGGUCCUCGGGUGCGGCGGGGGCCUUCCUGCUGCGGCUGCGGGUGGAGUGGGACGCUGGAGGCCACGGCGUGGCUAACCCGGUGUCCCGCCCCCCACGGUUCUCCGCUCCCCUAGGGAGCCCCCUUCCUCACCCGCUGGGCUCUUCUUGGCUUCCGGAAGGUCGCCUGCCUUUUAGGGGGCGCCGUCUAACGGAUCUCCUUGCUUUCUCAGCUGCCUUUGGCUUCUUUUUCUUCCGCCUCUUCUUCAAACUGUCUCCCUCCUUUCUGCCCGCUCAUCCAAAGCCCCUAGGUGCAUCUAGCCCCGCACACCACAGGACAGGGAUGGAGACCCUAGGGUUCGAGGGAAUUCCUCCGUGCCAUUUCCACACCUGUGCCCGCCUCUUCCCCCUCGAGACCCCGUCGGGGGAGGGAGAGGCAGUAGCGGGGGUCGAAACCCCCCAAACCUCGAAGUCUUCCAUUUUCUGGCACUCCCCUCUCAUUGAAGUCCCCCUUCCUAUCUCAGACCCCCCAACUCUGGCCUCUUUCAAGGGUCCGUCCGCCCCCUUAGACAGAUUUGGGGGGAAGGUCACCAGAAACUCGCCCUCCCCCCUUAUUGGGGGAGAACGGGUGAGGUAGCACAGUGUUGUACACGGAACCAGAAGGGCCCCCGGGGUGGGGGGAG